AUGGCGCACGGCGGGCCACGCGUGUCCGCCGCCGCCGCUCCGCGCGGAGCCGCCCGCCUGCCGCCGCCGCUGCUGCUGCUGCUGCCGCUGCUGCUGGCCGCCGCCGCCGCCGCGCUGCGCUGCGCGGAGCCCUGCGGCCGCCCGCGCCCCGGAGCCCUGACCCGCGGGGCGCGCAGCCCGCCGGAGCCGCGGCGCGGCGGCGGGGCGGCGGCGGUGGGGGGCAGCCGCUCCAGGAGAGCAUCCUCGGCGGCGGGCCGGGAGCAGGUCUCCCUCAUCAGCACCUCCUUCGUGCUCAAAGGGGACGCGUCUCACAACCAGGCGAUGGUGCACUGGACGGGCGAGAACAGCAGCGUGAUCCUGAUCCUUACCAAGUAUUAUCAUACUGACAUGGGGAAAGUGCUUGAGAGCUCUUUGUGGAGGUCCUCAGAUUUUGGGACGUUAUACACAAAGUUGAAUCUACAGCCUGGGAUUGCCACUGUUAUUGACAAUUUCUACAUUUGUCCCACCAACAAAAAAAAGAUAAUUCUUGUAAGUUCUUCCCAUAAUGACCGUGACCAAAGCCUUUUCAUAAGCACGGAUGAAGGAGCCACUUUCCAGAAACAACCCAUUACUUUCUUUGUGGAAACUCUUCUUUUUCACCCGAAAGAAGAAGAUAAAGUACUUGCUUAUACCAAGGAAGGCAAGGCUUAUGUAUCCAUUGACUUGGGGAAAAAAUGGAUCCUUCUUCAGGAACGAGUUUCAAAAGAUCAUAUGUUUUGGGCUGUUGCUGGAGUUGACGGAGACCCUGAUUUAGUUCAUAUGGAAAUCCAGGACCCCAGUGGAGGUUAUCGCUACAUCACUUGCCAGAUACAAAAUUGCUCUGAUAAGACAAUGACAGUCCAGUUUGCUGGUGGCACUGAUCGGGAUUCCCUCACUGUGCAGGAUGACUACAUAUUUCUUCAGACAACAUCAGCAAAUCGGACUAAGUAUUAUGUGUCUUACCGUCGGAAUGGCUUUGUACAGAUGAAAUUGCCAAAAUAUGCAUUGCCAAAAGAUUUACAGAUUAUCAGUACAGAUGAAAACCAGGUGUUUGUGGCUGUUCAGGAGUGGUACCAGACAGACACGUACAACCUGUACCAGUCUGACCCGCAAGGUGUUUACUACUCUAUCCUGCUGGAGAAUGUCCGGAGCACAAAGCAGCCAGAAGAGAAUGUCCUGAUAGAUAUUCUAGAGGUCAGAGGUGUAAAAGGAGUCUUUUUGGCCAACCAGAAAAUUGAUGGGAAAGUUACAACUCUGAUAACCUACAACAAAGGCCGUGACUGGGAUUUUCUAAACCCUCCAGACAUUGAUAUGAAUGGCAAACCAACAAACUGCAAACCUCCUGAUUGCUACCUUCACCUCCAUCUCCGCUGGGCAGACAAUCCCUAUGUGUCAGGAACAGUCCAUACGAAGGACACUGCACCAGGGCUCAUAAUGGGGGCAGGUAACCUGGGGUCCCAGCUGGUUGAGUAUAAAGAAGAAAUGUACAUAACGUCUGACUGUGGGAACACAUGGCGUCAGGUCUUUGAAGAAGAGCAUCACAUCUUGUACCUGGACCAUGGUGGAGUUAUUGUGGCCAUCAAAGACACCUCUAUCCCUCUGAAAAUACUCAAGUUCAGCAUAGAUGAAGGCCAGACUUGGAGUACACAUAAUUUUACCAGCACUUCAGUCUUUGUAGAUGGAUUACUUAGUGAACCUGGAGAUGAGACGCUGGUCAUGACAGUCUUUGGACAUAUUAGCUACCGUUCAGACUGGGAACUGGUGAAGGUGGACUUCAGACCAUCCUUCCCCAGAGAGUGCACUGAUGAUGACUAUGAAUCUUGGGAGCUCACAAAUUUACAGGGUGAUCGCUGCAUCAUGGGCCAGCAGAGGAGCUUUCGAAAGAGGAAGAUUUCAUCAUGGUGCAUUAAAGGAAGAAGUUUCACAUCAGCUCUCACAUCUAAAGUUUGUGAAUGUGUGAACUCUGAUUUCUUAUGUGAUUACGGGUUUGAGCGGUCUGCACUUCUGAAGUCAGAGUCUAGCAAAUGCUUUGCUGACUUCUGGUUUAACCCAGAAGCACCUCCUGAAGACUGCAUGCUGGGGCAGGCGUACACCAGCAGCACUGGGUACAGAAAAGUUGUUUCUAAUGUGUGUGAAGGUGGCAUAGACCUGCAGCAGAAUUUAGCACAGCAUAUGUGUCCAUUGAUUGCUCCCAAGGGACUUCAGAUCAGCAUCAGAGAAGAAAGUCUGACUGUUAAGCCUGGUGAAGACAUCACCUUCAUCAUCAGACAAGAGCAGGGUGAUGUAUUGAAUACCAAAUACCAGGUGGAUCUUGGAGAUGGCUUUAAGGCAAUAUAUGUGAACCUUACAAUGACUGGAGAACCCAUCCGUCACCGCUAUGAGAAUCCUGGGAUUUACCGUGUCUCAGUGAAGGCUGAGAAUGUGGCUGGGCAUGAUGAGGCUGUGGUGUUCAUCCAAGUCAACCCUCCACUGCAGGCUUUGAAUUUAGAAGUGGUUCCAGUUGUUGGGAGAAACCAGGAAGUGAAUCUGACAGCCAUCAUACUGCCAAAGAACCCUAAUUUGACAGUCUUCUACUGGUGGAUAGGAAGCAAUCUUCAGCCACUCCUUACAUUGGACAAUUUUCUGGUGACAAAGUUUGCCGAGACAGGUGACGUCAGAGUUACAGUGCAGGCUUCCUGUGGGAGCUCCAUGCUUCAGGACUCGAAAGUUGUCCAUGUUUUUGAUCAUUUUCAUGUUCUUCCUCUGAAGUUUACUAAGCACCUGGACAUGUACAACCCCGACAUACCGGAGUGGAGAGAAGACAUAGGGCGGGUAGUAACACGACUUCUUGCAAAGGAAACCAAUAUACCCGAAGAAACACUUGUGACAGUUGUGAAACCCGGUCUGCCCACAACUGCUGACUUGCAUGUGCUACUACCAGCAAACCAACCAAAAAGGAAGAGAAGUGUAACUAGUGAUAAGAGAAUAGCGGCUAUAAAGCAGGCCUUGAAUGCACACAACAUCAGUUUCUUUCUGAGGGGAGGAUACUGGGUCUUAGUGACUUUAGCUGACUCCAGUUCAGACUCUCAGAGGAUUGGAGGAGGCAGUGGCUACUGGGCUAUUGUGGUUCUCUUUGUUAUCUGUCUAGUUGUGGUUGGGGCUUUCAUCCUCUACAAGUUCAAAAGGAAACUGCCAGGCAGAAAUGUCUAUGCCCAGAUGCACAACGAAAAAGAGCAGGAGAUGACAAGCCCUGUUAAUCAUAGUGAGGACACCCAGAACAUCAUCCAGGGUGAGGAGUUUAUUGAUGAUGAUCUGGACUCUCAAACACUAGGUAACGCAAGAGUGACUCCUUCUGGGAGAAGUGGCAGCUUGAACAGCUACAGAGUUCCCCUAUUGCUGAUGCCGGUCAGUGUCCAGUCCCAGGCAAUCACUCAGGCGUGGUUUUGAGCAUCAACUCCAGAGAGAUGCACAGUUACCUGGUUAGCUGAUAUUUACAGCUGAACACAAAACCCGAAAGACUCUUCUCUGUAUCGUUUUAUUUUUCCCUGGUGAUGUCAUAAAAUUGCAAAUAUGGCUGUUAAUACUGGUGGAGAGGAGGUUUCUUAUAAGUCCCAUGGAAAAAAGCGUCCAUCAUCAGUUACCAAGGGAGAAGGAUAAUACGUCUUGUGUUCACUCUAUGGCCUGGGAACUUGUUACGAUUGAAACUCAAAACUAUGGUAGCAAAUUUGUAGCCCUAGGCACCUUCAAUGCCACCCCAUUUCUUUUCUGUAUAUGCUCUAGUUCUUUAUGUUUAUUUUUAGAAGGAUUGACUGUAACUUUUUAAUUAUAUUUUUAAUUGAGGUAUUCAGCGGAAGGCUGGGACUCUUCAGCCCAAAAAGGUGAUUUUUACACAAGCGACUAGACCAGAACAGAUGGUUGGUUGAUCACAAUGACAUUUUUGUUAGGAGGCCAAGUGUUUCUGCACUGGGAGAGGACUGAGCAAGGAGACAAAUGAACUCCUAGUCGAUACAAGCUCUUAACUUAAACAUGUGUGAGACAAUCUAAUGAAUUUAGGCUUAGGCCCUUCUGUGAUUAAAGGAAGUAAAGUGUUAAGAUAUCUCAUAAUAUACGAUAAUGCUCUUUUAAGUGUAGCAAGUCCUGACAAACCAUCAGCACCAGUAUCUCCCCCAAUCCCACCCCGUGUGAAAGAAAAACACCAGCUCAAUGCUAUUUCCAGACCAGGUGCCUUCACUUGUGGACAGUCAUUUCAGUUGCUCUCUUCUUGUCUCCUGAACAAGCACCUCUAGGACGAUGGCAGCUGCCGGAUGAGUUAUCCUGUAAAACCCCAUGCUGGUGGCCUGUCUCUUUUUAAAUUUCCAGAGAGUGUAAAUACCUCUUUUAAGUCACUUUCUUUGUAUGGUUAUUUUUUAAAAACUUCCUAUUAGGGCAGAGGUGCCGGGUAGGUCAGAGCUCUCCCCCAGGCAGGACUGGGUAGUGCCCCACCAUCCCCUCCCUGCCCGCAUCCUUCUCUGGGAUUUUCCCAGGCCGUUUGCCCUUGCAGGCAGGGGUGGGCAAAAUCUUACCUGACAUUUUCUGCUCGGGUUGGUUUGACAAUCCAGGGGACCACGGGGAGGCUGGGCUGAUUCAGGGGUUCAUAUUUCCUUUCCAUCACCACAGGGUGUCACUCAGUCCCUACCUCCACUGGCCCCUAUUUCUGCAGGGAGGGCGGUGGGGCUUCUGAAGGAGCUGCCUGCAGAAAGACUUGUGAGUCAGGCCAGAGUCUCCUAAUCCCAAUUUUGUGAGUUGGGUCAGAGUUUCCUAGUCUUGACCUCUGCAUCCCUAGGAAACAGCAGGGCAGUGAAUCCACACCCUGCUAGCCUUUUCCCUGUGUUUUAUGGAGCUGUGUAGGAAACGGACUGUGGUGGGAUGAGUUUAAACAUCUGGCAUCCUAUGUGUCACAGCUGCCUGGGAUUAGGAUGCUUCUCUCAGAAACCUAUAUAAUCUCUUCACUUUUUGCCUUUGAUAGAGAAUAAAUAGCUCUUUACUCACUGAAUGUCAUACUGAUGCUAGUGGCAAGCUCACCCACCACCUUGCUUAAGGAGGAUAUAGAUAGCUAACUACAUCUCUCUGAAUAAACAAAUAGAAAAUAAUGAAUGCUGGUACAACAGAAAAGAACUGUCUUAAAAUUAUCAUAUGCAUUGGAGUCAUUCUUCCAUGUAGCUGUGGAUGCCCUAGAGCAUAUUGUCAUCAAAUGCAACAGACUGGGAUAUAAUAAUUCAGCAUAGUACUGUAGGCUCUCACAAAUCCCACAGGAUGUAAGUGUAAAGCACAAGAAAAUCUAGAUUAUAAACUUACUGUAAGGAACUACAUGGAAAAGUUAAAGUGAAGAUUCUGAAAAGCACUUGCAAACUGCUCAGGAAAACAAUUUCAAAAAUUGUUCUAAAAUUUCUGCCUAUUUGGUUGUAAAGUGCCAUGCAAACUGAUUUAUGGAGAAGCAACGCUGUAGCUGACUCUUUUAUGCCAGACUGUGCAGAAAUCCAAGGUGUUUCAUGUAUCCGAUCUGGGUUUCUUGAAGAGAAGUGCAAAUACAAAAUGUGCUGUGCAUUGGAAACUCUCAGGAUCAUUGCACCAGAGGCUUUCCCUCCUCACCAGCUCUUUAUGCUUUUUCUAGUGGAAAUUUGCUGGAGCAAAGAAUAAAACAGUAUUGCAACCAGCUUACUUGUUCCUGUGAAAUAGAUCUGAAGGGUUGGGUUUCUUUUUUUUUUUUUGUAUAGGGCAGGUGAGUGGCAGGUUAGCCUUAUGGACAAGGGAUGGGAUGGAAGUUCUGUCUUGGGGUUGUUUUCCCACGGUUCAUCUGAUUGGCAAAGGACACUGUCAGAACUAGGUCACACAUCUAAUUUAUGCUUUAACAGCUACUUUUAUACAUUUAAUACAGGAUGAUUUGUGUCUGAUAAAAGGAGUCUUUUGGAACACUGUAGAAUAUUUAACUGCUUGGUACUCUAAUUAACACUUAGCACAAUAUAGUGCCUGUAAUAAUGUUUUUUGAUGCUUAUUAAUUUGAUUCAUGCAGCACUCCUGUGAGGUUGGUUUGUCAUGUCUUAAAAACUCUGUUUUCUAAAGAGAUGUCAGUAUUACCAUAACUGUAUUUAUAAUACCCAGCAGAUAAUAAAGGAAGCCUUUGAUUCCCUGGCAAGAAUAACUUCAAAAUUAAUUAUUUUAAAACUGAGAAAAUACCAUUACUAUUUUCCCAUUCAUGGUGUCUUGGUUUAUCUUUGAAUGAAAACUCUCCCUAGUGCUAGGUUUCAAAUCUCUUGAACUAUGUCCGUGACAUCUUAACAUUUUAUCCUGUAUAUGUAUCUAAAAUCCUGAGUUGUUUCUAUGCACAAACAGUAGUCACACAUGCAUGCACAUGCACAUGCAGUAUUUGUACAUAUUCCGGUUAAAUUUGUUAGUGAGGAAGGGUGAUUUGAUGGCCAAGAAACAGAAGAUGACUGUCAGGUACCUGGAUUCCGUGCCCAGACUUUGGGCAAGUUACUUAACCUGUAUGUGCCUCAGCUUCCCCACCUGUAAAAUGGGGCUGAUAGUAAUUAUGGACCUCACAGGGGUAUUGUGAGGCUAAAAUAAUUACUCUUUGUUCAGGAUCCUCAGAAUGAAAGAAUGUUGUGAGCAUAAAUUAUUAAUAGUUUUGCUUUCUUUGUUUUACAUAUCAUUACUGCUGUUAUUAAAGGUAGUCUACUGAAACCAGCUGCAAUUACGUAUACAUGUAAAAAAUACAUAAUCUGGAAAAGGUACAUCACCAUUAAAAAAGUAAUUUUAAAACCUGUUAUUGGAACAUAUUGUUACGUGGUAGCAUUACAACAUUGGCUGUGAUUUUGCUGUUACACACCAUUAUCUUAAAUUUACUUUUCUGUGGUGUUAUUUGGACAAAAGCCUUAUAAUAAUGGGCACAGUGGUGCUUAUCAACAGUGAUACUGAACUAUACUGAAACCAACGAAACUGGUGGUAUAUUGGCCUCAUUUACAUCUUUUGGCCUUCUUAAACUCUGACGUAUUUGCAAUUUCAAAAACACCCUGUACUAUUCAGAGUGCUCCAAGCAUUCUAACAGAGCCAUCAAGAUUCAGAGCUGUUAUCUUCGCUUUCCCUUUUGACAGUGAAUGUUUUGUACGGCUUUGGAGUCGUCCAUCCAUAUAAAGUGCUCUGAAAUGCUCAGAAGGCAUUUAGGGAAAAUCCACACAUAGUGUAAAUUAAUUUCUCAAAAGUAAAAGCAAUAUAAACCAAUGUAUGUUUUUACACCUGGUAGAAGGUGGUGGUGGAAAUGGCUAUGAAGAAAUAGAAGGUGCCAGCCUGAGGCAAGAUGUUGUUAUCAUCUCCAAUUCACAUCCAAUUUCUUUGAACUCUUUUCAGAUAUUCUCACUGAAUAAUAUCCUUUUUAAUGAGUUUUCUGCUUUCAGUGACCAGUGGAAAGAGUAGUAAAGCGCUUAUUCGUAUAAAGUAGAUUAUUUGUUAAAUCGCUGUCCUCUGGACAGACAAAGACAGAUCAGCGCUUUGCCAUUAGCAGUUCCUAGUGCAAAGGAGAUUUCCUCUGACAUGAUUAUGUUAGCUGUGGUUUAGGUCCAAUGAGACAUCCCUUUAGUGGGAAUACUCUACUACUGUAUGCUGUCUCUUUAAUAGGGGACAGCAGAAUGCAAGUGCAGUGGUUUCCUUCUUCCUUACACCAAUAUAUGCUCAAAGAAGAUUGGGGGUUUUUUACUAUUUCUAGGAUAUUAAAUACAUGCAUUUGUUUGAAAUAACUUUUUGAUGAUGAACCAAUGGUUCUGAUAAGCUUUGGAUUUCUAGUGUUAUUCAAGUCAAAUACAGUGUUGCUAAAUUGAUAGAAUCGAUGACAAUUUCAGGCAUAGAUUUUUCCUAUGUUUCAUGUAAAACAAUUUUUUUGUAAUUUUUCAUUAAUGAGACUUUGGGGAGAAAAGAGACACUAAAAUUUUUAUUUCGUCACACAGUCCCUGUCAGCUGGAGUUCUUAUAGUAUAUUGUUUGAUACCGCUGUGUUGUUUCCACCUUCAUUUUUAUUUCAGAACUUUAGAUGAAAGUAAGAGCGUGUUUUUCUCAAAAUAUUGUCUUUCCACCAGGAAGAAAUUUAUAAGCAUUUACCUUCAUAAAUAUUGAUUUUUGAGAUGCAAAAUUUUGUUGUGUCUUCUAAGUCCAUCCAAAAAGCUGCCUCCUGGCUCAUUUUCUCUGUUCUAGUCCCAAUUGCACAUUGCUUCUACAACUUUCUUUACGAGACUGGCAUAUAGCCUAAUCUUACUAGUCUGAGAAAGUCUUUCUGAAACUUCCAUCAGAAUAGCAUUUAAUUGCCUAGAAGUAGUUACAGGAUCUGCUCAGACCAUUUUCCUAAUGUUAAUUCUGUAUUUUCAUGUUCCUUAUUUCCUUCCGGUAUUUCAGUAUUAGCCCUCUCAGUGCCAUUUUAAUGCAUGUUUGUUCCCAUCAUGGAUAUCUAUGUAAUGUUUUUCACUUAUUUUCAGACUAUAAUCAUCAAAGUGACAAAUUUUGAAAUAACUCAGACCCCCAGUUAGCUUUGGCAACUAAAAGCCUAACCCCGCAGUCUUUGGGAAAUGUCAAGCUGUGAAAUCUUAAUUUUUUUAAUCUUCUUUCCUAAGUCAGCCCUUCUACCCGACGAAUCACCUCAGCAGCUUUCAUUUCCCUCAAGCUGGAGGGAGUGCAAAAGGGUUUCUCAAUGUCAAGAGGGUCUAGAAUAGCUCAUUGCCCAAACCUGAACGGGAAUGUUGUGUGGAGAAAGUUUUUAUCUUUCUUUUUGAGUAUGUUGCAUAGGUCAGGGAGAAUUAUACAUGCUACCAGGGAAAUAAGGACCUGUAAUGGUACUUGAGGAUGGUGUGAAGACUAAAGAAUGCAUUCCUCUUAGAAGUUUUGGUUUUUUCCGAAAUUGAUCUAUACAGGAAGUUACUUUCAUGAUUUUUAAUAUGUGAGAUCUCAUUUCCGUAAGUCUUCAGUCCUGGCCUUUUUCCUCCUGUUAAAUGGAGUAGCAAAUUACUUAAAAUAUGAACUGUGGAGCCAUGUAUGACUGAAUGAAAUAUUUGUAUUCUUUCAGUCUUUUUUUUUUUCCUUAUUUGAAGCUUGUCAGAAUUACUGUUUUCAGCUAGUUUACAUGUUGGAGGCUGAGAUGAUCUUCUGGAAGACUCUAUCUAAGACAAGAAAUACUGGAAAGCUUAGAAAUACAUACUCUGAAGUGCAACAAUAUAGCUAUGUGAACAAAAUCCUUAUCAAAGAGCUGUUAUGUUUUGUAUUAAAAGAAUUUUUUUAAUAGUAUCUCUAAAAAUACAUGUUCUUAAUUGCAUAUUCUUUGUCUGUCUCCUUUCAGACUGAUUUUCUUUUAGGAGUGACAUUUACUAGCCCUGAAAAAAAAAGUGGAUUCUUUCUGUUACACAAGUAAUUCUGUUUAAAAUUAUUUCCUUGCAACACUUGAAAGCAAACUUUAGCUUUAUUGAUCAGAGUUGAUUUCUGGGUUUCUGUAGAAUUUGCAUCUUUACACUGGCCUGUUGUACCACAGUGGACAUAAACCCCUGUUGUGCAGCAAUAAUACAUGCAGCAGUACAUGGGCGCUACUUAAAUAAUACGCCUUUGCUGGACAUAUUUUUAGUUGUAUAAGGAGCAUAUUAAUCACCAGGAAUACCAGGCAUUCCAAAUAUCUUUCUUAGCAUGUCUUUUAUUUCUAUGUAUUUGUUGCUAAUUUUAGCCAGCUUUUGAUACUUAUAUUCAGUUCUUACUGACAGUGCCUGCUCUUGCAGGUCAAAGGACAAGAACUGGCAUAUUCUCUUUUUUAAAAGAAGUAUUAAUUCACAGCAUUUGCUUAGUAAAUAAAACAGUUUUAAAAGGAAAUAUUUCUGAAAUGGUGAAAGAGAUGCUUUUUAAUGAGAACAGCUCAUGUAGGAAAACAACAGACUUGUAUCUGCACAGUUUUCAGAUGUUCUUGUUAUGUAUUAUUAACAGGCAGGACUAUGCAGAAGAAGUGUACAACCCAAACAUAGGCGGUUUGCAAAUGACAAAGCUAGUCUAAAGGAGAACAUUUUAAUACACCCCUUACACUAUGCCACGGAUUCACAGAAGUGCAUUUAAAUGGUUAAGGUUACAGAAUAUACAGACAUAGAUGCCCAAUUCACCAGCUCCAUUUGAUUGUAAAUACACUCCUCUCUCUGCUUGUGGUUUAUUUUGAGGUGCUGAACUCUCCAGAGGAGUGACCUGCAUUGUUUAAUGCUACCAAAUUUUGCUAAGUAAUUGGUGACACUUUAUAGAAAAAAAUUUUCCGAGUUUCUGUUCUUUUUCUCUUCUGUUUCUCCUCAUCUCUUCCCUCUCCCUCUUUUGUCUUUUUGUUUCUUUUUUUAUUAUUGCUGCUGUUUGUUGCCUGCCUCCUUCUCCUGAUGACCAUUCUCUACAGUCCACUUUUUUCCUUGCUUUUUGUUUUGCUUUGUUCUGUCUGUGGUUUUAUUUGGAUAUGCACCCUACUGUGUCCUGAAUCAUAACAAGAAGAAUCACGGUCUCUUCCCCAUCCUUAUCUCUCCUGUGAGCUCUGCUGUACUAUCUGGGUGGAUGUAGUUCCCCCAUGCUUUGUCUUCCUGCAGCACGUCCUUCCUGUUUCUUUCCCCCAUUCAGUUCUUUUAAUCCUUUCACUUUUAAUUUUGGCUCUCAUUUUCUCUAAAUCUUUCUGGAACUCUUCCUUUUUGCCUUUCCAGGACUUCUUUCAGUUGCUUCUCCCAGAGAGCAAAUACUUCUAGCCUGAGAUGUGGGUGAGUGUUGUACUCCCUGGAAGAGCAAUAAGCCUAUAACUAGCAUUUUCCUUUUUCAUAUCUGUGUAUAUAUUGACCUUGCUGUCUCUCUGUGGUGGAAAAAUAUAUUUAAUUGACAGACAUACAUUAUAUCCCAAAUGCCUCCUCCUGCCUAAUUUUGGGUUAUGGGGAUAAGACAUGGUGUUUGAAAGAGUUUCCUGGAGCACAGCAAGGGCUGCCUUGCUUUGCCAGCCCUUCAGACUGGCAGGUACAGAAUUGCAGCACGGUUGGGCAGAGACACCUUGCCAGACCGGUGGGCUGCAUUUGUGUUUCAGCAUGGGAAAUACUGAUGACCACGCUAGUAUAUAGCCUUUCGGAUAAAUUGUUACAUCCUGAAGGUGAAGAAUAGGUGAGGUAAAGAGGGUCCAUUGCUAAUGGAGGAGCAGGAGCAGGGAUCGUUCCUCCUUGGAGCAAUUUGACCUGUCAGACGGGUCUGUAUGCCUCUCCUAGAGGCAGAGGCAAAUGGCUUGUUUUAAAGAAAGACCCAUAAAAUGCAAGUUUAAGCAAAGUCACCAGAUGGGUUUGGCAGAAUCUUCUUGUUGGAGGAGCUUGGAGAAUUUGAUGGGAAUAAGAUAACUGAAAAUUGAUAUCUCUGUAGGGUAGAGCCUGUGUUAGAGAGGGAGUGUAUGUGAGAAAGAUGCAGGAGGGAGAGCAGCACAAGACUAAACAGGACAAGGAAAAGCAGGGAGCAAGUCAGUGUUACCAGCCUGUAUGAUUUUGCCAUAGGUUGUUGAUUUUGUUUUGCUUAAGCCUUGGAGCUUACUUUAAUUCAAAAUGGCAACUAUUUUCAGUUUUGUCAGAUGCAUACAGAGACUUUAAACCAUGAGUCUAAAUCGAUGCCGCACCAGAAACACGCAAAAUUACUAGCAUUUCUACUUAUAGUUAAAGAGGGAUCUGACUCACAGCGACAUCCCGCUUGAGGUGCAUGGAAAAGAGGUUGCUUCCCAGGAGCCAGGAUGCAUGUAUGUGUGCUCCAGAAGUAGCUCCAAUGUAGGUUUACUUCUGGUAGAUGGUCACAGGUGAUUGUAGGCCAUUUGCUAAUGGUUUUCCUCCUUAGCACAGCACUGAGCUAAGAGGCAAGGGAGAAGAAUUAUUUUAUAGGAUAUGUGUCUUGGAUUUAUGCCGCUUAAAUGUAAUUUGCUAGAAUCCCUCUAUAAGCGGUAAUUUUGUAACAUUUAGAGAGGAUGUAUGGAGUUGGUAUAGUAUUCCUGAGGGUAAACAGCAGCCACUGGAGUUUACUGAACACGUGACUAGAAAUUUUAAUUUUAGGAACACAGAGUUCCUCCAUAUCAUAUAUGCACCAGGCAUUUGAGUACAGCUUCUUUUUUUUAUUCACCACUGACAAGCUAUGAUUUAUUUCCUCAUGGGUGUAUGUCAUGGGUUGUGCUUGCUGCAGUGUGGAAGGCUCUGGAGGGAAAACGUAAUCAAAUGGAGAAGUAUACUUGAAUUCUCCCCUCUUGAUCCCACUCUCUUCUGAGUUGGUUUUCUCUGAUUGUGUUUCUGCCAGUAAGCUGGGUUGAUGUCAAAAGGGGAUUAACUCAUUUUUAUCGUCUUCUGUGUGGCUGAGAAAAAUACAAGAAAAAAUUGCAAAGGAAUAGCAGACUGGAAGAGGUGGAGAACUUGAUCAGCUGGCAGGGCCUUUGGGAAGCUUCCACUUUUGUGCUUUACUUACCACUUAUUUUUACAAAUAGGUACGACUACUGUGAUUUACCUUUCCAUUGACCAUAGAUAUGUUUCUUUGCAAAAGGGGAGGUGGUUCUAAAGAAUAUCACACCAGUGCAUUGCAAAUGUGGUUUUAGGAGACAUCAACUAUCACCCUUCCUCACCCAAAUGAAAUUAUCAUAGUAUCAUUGCUCUGUAUUUAUGAAGCUGCACUAGGAAUAUCGGUUACCCCGGAUUAAGUAUUGGAGGGCAAUUUGGAGACGUGAGAGUUGGAAUGGGAGAAUUGUCCAUUUUAAGACUACAGGAUGAAUACUGGCAUAUUUACAGUGCAUCUGUGGCAGUUUCAGCACAGGUGGGUCCAAAAUCUCUCAUUCCAGACUCCGACAGAUAAAUCAUAUAGAUUUUGCUGGCAUUACCCAUGUGAACAAAAGGAGAAAAAACUGAUCAUGACACCAAGGCCAAAUUGUAUUUUUUGGCUAAUUAGAGCUACGGCUCUUGGUAAAGAUAUGAAAGCAAAUAAAAUAAAAACUAGACUUGACAUACGAAGAUUCACAAAGCAUUUCUCGCUACCCUGUUGUUCAUGUGGAGCAUUAGUUAUCUGGCAUUGCAGAGCCAACUUCUACCCCAGUUUAUGACCACACAUUUCCAUGGACAUCGGGGUUCAGCUUUGUGUUGUGGAAGAAAGGUGCUUGUGCAUGGUGAAUUUGAAAUGUAGCUGCGGGAUAAAAUCAGUUGUCAUCUGACUGCAUCUGUACUCAUACAGGUGACGGGCUGCUUUUCACCUGCAAUUCUCAUUCCCAUGGUUAGCGAGUGAGUACUUUGGAGAGAUGUAAGCUAAUUACAGCCAAGGUAGAACCUAGUUUUUGAACUACUUGCAACUGCUUUUCCAAAAUAUCAGCAAAUGCUUAAACUAAUCUAACCAGAUUUCUGACAAAGGGGACAUUUCAAUCCAUGUAAAAGCUCUUAGCAGUCAUCGGUAUGCUAUAGUCCAUACCUUUAACAUACAUGACUACGUGGUCCUCUCCUUUUGCCUUUGCACAUUCUAGUAUUUGUGAAAACAGUACAUGCCUUUUCCUAAUUUUGUUUCAGAGAGACCUUGACUUUGAGCAGGUUUCUCUGUAUACAGUAUCAGGGCUCAAGGGAAGAACGAAAUUAAUCCGUAACUAGUGCAUUGUCAUAAAUGGGGAAAAGUGUUAUUUGUAUAUUUUUGUAAAUAUGUAACAUUUAAUGGCAGUUUUGUAGUGAUGUGCUGUUUUUGGAAAAAAAAAAAAUCAAAUAUAUGUUUGAAUAUGCUUAAUGUAACACUUAACUGUGAUUCAAUUGCACAAUUAAUAGCUUAAUCUAAAAGUCUUGUGCAAUAUGUAGUGCACACACAUAACCAAGUAUCUGUUAGUGAUCCACAAGCAAGUUUUUGGCAACUUUUAACGGUGAUGAUGAACUGUGCAGUACAGUUUAUCAUGACCUCUUUCAGCUUCCAAACAUGUAGCAGACAAACUACUGUAUACGUACCUGUGUACUCCACUGCAUCCAAAGGUAUGCAUUUGUCCUGAGAACCUGCACUACAGGUUUUUCUUUAAUAAAAUUUGGUUCUAAACUA
Phalacrocorax carbo (great cormorant) is the source of this 14069-nucleotide messenger RNA. The record is from RefSeq and is a predicted model, not a curated record. Lineage: Eukaryota; Metazoa; Chordata; Aves; Suliformes; Phalacrocoracidae.